Messenger RNA from Myotis myotis, 2104 nucleotides. RefSeq names its product lipopolysaccharide induced TNF factor (gene LITAF). Lineage: Eukaryota; Metazoa; Chordata; Mammalia; Chiroptera; Vespertilionidae. Gene Ontology annotation, molecular function: zinc ion binding. Gene Ontology annotation, biological process: regulation of cytokine production. The transcript has 4 exons. Bases 39 to 620 code for a protein of 193 amino acids. The record is from RefSeq and is a predicted model, not a curated record.
CGCCCGGUGAGCGCAGGAGUCUGCCCAUUCCCGUCAGGAUGAGCUGGUGGCACAGGCAAGGGAACCUGUGGCAGAGGCGGACAUUGCCCCUCCCGCCAAGCGAGGCAGGGGCCGUCCCCUCAGCUUUCCAGGUGAAAAUGUCUGCUCCAGGAUUGUACCAGGCGGCCGCUGGGCCUUCGAUCCCCACCGCGCCCCCGACCUAUGAAGAGACGGUGGCCAUUAACAGUUACUUCCCCACGCCUCCUGCGCCCAUGCCUGGGCCCACCACCGGGCUUGUGACUGGCCCUGAUGGGAAGGGCAUGAACCCUCCUGGAUACUACACCCAGCCCGUGUCCGUCCCCAACGCCAAUCCAAUUACCGUGCAGACGGUCUACGUGCAGCAGCCAGUCUCCUUUUUCGACCGCCCGGUCCAGAUGUGUUGCCCUUCCUGCAACAAGAUGAUUGUGACCCAGCUGUCCUACAACGCCGGUGCCCUCACCUGGCUCUCCUGCGGGAGCCUGUGCCUGCUCGGGUGCAUCGCGGGCUGCUGCUUCAUCCCUUUCUGCGUGGACGCCCUGCAGGACGUGGACCAUUACUGUCCCAACUGCAAAGCUCUCCUGGGCACCUACAAGCGUUUGUAGGACUCGACCGGACCUGGAGGGAGCCGUGCGUGGCAGGAAGUCCUUCCCGACUCUCACCCGCUCCACCCCCGACGGAGGGCCCACCUCGGUGGUCUCAUCUCUCUGUCUCUUCGUGUCUUCUUUUUUUGGGGGGAAAUAUCACAAAAGCAACACACUUCCCAGACCCCAGAAACUGCUGCUUGGAGUCGUGCACAGGACAUGCAAAGACAUUGACCUUGAGGACUGGGUCAAGGGUUUCCUGCCUGCCCACGACCCAAGCCGUCCGUCUAACUGUGAUGGUUGCCCUGCCUGAAUACCUUCUGGUGAUUGGCCUUGCCAGCUUCUUUCUCACCUCAGUGGGCCUUUCCGGUGGCAGCUCAGACUGAGAAGCCACAGGUGGCCUUAUUUUUGAGACCGUUCUGGCCUGAAUAGGACUCAGCCGACCGGUGGUGCUGCCAUCGCACCCAUCUGAUCUCACGUCCGAUGGCAGAAAUCUUGCCUUAAGGCCUUGGCUCUCAGAUUCCGUAACUGCAGGCUUUCUGCUCGCACAAAAAUUCACUUUCAUUUUCUACUUCAUUUUUAACGACCUGGAGGGACCCCUCACAGCCCCCAGACCCACACCCACGAGGUCAUAGAUGCGUGCUAGGGGUACGGAGCUGGCCCUCGUCACCGAGCAGCUUCCCUCGGUUCUGGGUGCCAGACCCUCAGCCACUUUUCAUGAAGGGCUUUUUCUUGUGGAGAAAUUAUUUGUAUUAACAGUUUUUAUGACCUUUUGGCCUUAAACACCUUGGAACAUAAUUUUGACAGAAGGGAUUUAUAGAACCAUUUUCCGUGACCAUAUCAUCGGUGUCAUUUUCCCUUUUGCCAGGGCACUCUCAUAUGCAUAUUUUUUUCCUUAAUAGAAAAAGCAAUGGGUCAUCGCAUCCCCUGCCUUUCCUUGGGUUUUAGUGUGGUCCUUACGAAUCUCUAUCAGGGAACUCAGAGCGGGGCCCCUUUGGGGUUCCUGGGGAUGUGUUUGGAAAGACAAGGAAAAGCAUGUGUGAGCACAUCGGGUACCACGGUGCUGAAAAGCUUGGGACCUGAGUGAUAGCAAGGGAAUCUAAAGUCUGAUUUUAGUUUUCAGAAAUGGAAUUUGUUGUGUAACCUCAGGAGACAUGAUUUCUAGGACUCGCGCAGCGAGCCAGGGUUCUCGGGGCGCUGCUGUGUCAUCUCUGAAGUCAAGACAAAGCCGGACUCGACUUCCCAGAGUCCCCAUUUUGAUAAUAAAUAGGUCCAAGGAGUGCAUGUGAAUAAUAUUAUUUAGAAACCAAGCCUCGUCCUUGAAUGAAAAUCUGUAAUCGGCUGAAAAUUAGUCAUAAUCGUUGAUUCAGUGUAUCCGUUUGAUGUCUUGAAAGUUUUCAGUAAUUAUUUUCUCAACGAAUAUGGAUACUACAUCGUACUUUGGUGUUUAUCUGCUUUUAAAAAAAUAAAGGCUUUGGUUCACUUGGUGAACUAUUUAUCAGUUC